AUGUCAAAAGCAAAUGAGAAAAAACUGAACGUUGAGUACUACGGAGACGAUGUAUCUGUGAUUCCCAAGGAGGACGAUGUACUUAUAACUGAAGACAAUAAAUUCGGACAAACUGAGCGGUCUUUGAAAUCAAGGCAUGUUCAGUUUAUAGCUCUGGGUGGUUGUAUAGGUACUGGUCUGUUUGUGGGAUCAGGAGCUAUUCUUCAAAAUGGUCCUGGAAGUUUAUUGUGUGCAUAUAUUUUAAUGAGUUUUGUCAUCUGGAGCGUGAACAACACGCUUGGAGAAAUGACUACUUAUCUGCCUGUCAAGGGAAAUUCUCCUGGACUGAUGAUUGGUAGAUACGCAUGCCCUGAUCUCAGUUUUGCUGCCAACUAUAUCUAUGUCUACUCGUUUGCAUUACUAGUACCAUCAGAAUGUGUUGCCGGCGCCAUUGUAGUUGAAUAUUGUAAGUCCUAG
Messenger RNA from Sugiyamaella lignohabitans, 456 nucleotides. RefSeq names its product proline permease PUT4 (gene PUT4). The record is from RefSeq and is a predicted model, not a curated record. Gene Ontology annotation, biological process: amino acid transmembrane transport. Lineage: Eukaryota; Fungi; Ascomycota; Dipodascomycetes; Dipodascales; Trichomonascaceae. Gene Ontology annotation, molecular function: amino acid transmembrane transporter activity. The coding region runs from base 1 to 456 and encodes 151 amino acids. The transcript has a single exon. Gene Ontology annotation, cellular component: membrane.